Messenger RNA from Acanthoscelides obtectus, 1776 nucleotides. NCBI's taxonomy places the organism in Eukaryota, Metazoa, Arthropoda, Insecta, Coleoptera, Chrysomelidae. The record is from the annotation of a GenBank genome assembly.
CACUGAUUACCGAGUCGUACCCUCCUGCUGCACAGUACGAACUCCGUCGCGUUUGCUGCUCUUAUCAGAAGAUGUUUCAAUCUAUCGCGCGCAGUAGUACCUGAUCCGCGGCUUCCGGUGAUAAUGGCGGCAUGAGGGGUAGUACGGCUGGAUUGCCCCAACUGCCGGGCACCACCAAGCCUAAGUGGUACCGACUGUUAGGGGUGCUGGAUGCGCUCUUCGCAUCCGUCGCUGUCUGUCCGUGUGUUGUCGGGUACUGGAGGAGCGUUUGGUCACUGAUGGACGUUUACGUGUAUCCGCAGAAUCCAGUGAUUAGUGCUGUCAUUUCGACUUGCAUAGGUAUAGGCGGACACUUGUUUUUCUCCCUGAGUCAGAACUGGUUCCAGCGUCUCCUCCACCCGAGCAGUAACCGCCUCCUCUUCUAUGUGGGUUCCCGCCUCUACACGGAAUGCUUCGCCAUAGUUUGCGUGAACGGUUGGCGCGGCCCCUGGCUACUCCUCGACAUCCACUCCAGGAAGCAGUGCUUCACCGUUCUGGCCACCACGAUGGUUGGCGUUGUUGCGCUUGUGUCAAUCAGGGGAUUGAGAAACGUUACCGCACCUCCUUUCAUCAUAGUCAGGGAUAAUGUCAAGGGGUACUUCGAGGUCAUCACCAUGUUCAGACUUUCGAUACAAAAGUCAAUAGGACUGUAUAUACUAGACUGUCUUUUCUCAGUAGUAGUAGUAGGAGUACUCGUUGUCUUCGUAUGGAGAGGAUCAUGGAUCCUGGUAGAUAUUUUUUUAUACCCAGAAGAUCUUACAAGAUCUGCAUGGGGAAGCCUGGUAAUUGGCUAUGUAGCAGUAGUUUCGGCUUUCCUUCUCCAACCAGCAGCAAAAUUUUUGUGCGACAAGGCUAGUGGCACAUCCAGAUUGCUGAUAUCCGAUAUAGUGAAUCUAUACGCACUUUUUGGUACAGUGAACGUUUGGAGAGGCAUAUGGAACCUUCUAGAAAUCUACUUUAUCCCAGACGACGUGGUUCUCAGCUGUUGGAUCACACACGUCGUUUCUUUCAGUCUCCUGAUCUUAAUGAGUUGCUCAAAUUCCCUUUUAGUUCGGGGAGUUUACAUCGACGCCGAAGAACCAGCAGGGAAAUGCAUGGACUUUCCCUGCUAUUACUUCAGGGUUAUGUUCCAAGAAAGACAGCUGAGAAAACUUAGGAAAAUACACACGAAUAAGCAGGGGACUUAUACUUCCUAUGAUGAAAAGCCUAACAUAGACAAGUCGAUUACUAUCUCUGUUAUUCAUAAUAUAAUCGUAGAGAACAAAUCUAAUACUGCAAGCUGAUGAUAUGUAUUUGUUAAAAUAUUCCGAUUUUCCAAAAGUUUUCUUAAAAUCCGUUCGUCGUUUUCGAAAUGGUUAGUUUAUUUUGAAACUUGGUCACUCUUAUCACAAGAUCUAUUUUACUUGUCUUUUUAGUGUUUUACCACUUAUGAGGUGGGUAAAGCUGGCGCUCAAACUUGUGUAACAAAUUAAUUACCAUUUAAAAUUAGUAAAUAGAUUAAUGGUCACAGAUUGUGAUAACUUUGUUCCUUGAGCAAUGACGUAGAAUAGUAUUAAGUUUCAUACGUAAAACGAUAUAUUUACGAUUUAACAGCUUAUUACAUACUAAGGAGGAAGCAUGAGACAUUGCUGGGCGAGCACUUACGAGUGUCAUUUUACAAUCAAGAACAAUUUUGUAAUGUAGUCAGAGAAACUUCAUUUAUGAAAAUAAAUUAUAUCACAAACUAAAAUAUGAUCG